Molecule: messenger RNA, 6679 nt
Organism: Haliotis rufescens (red abalone)
Lineage: Eukaryota; Metazoa; Mollusca; Gastropoda; Lepetellida; Haliotidae
Product: next to BRCA1 gene 1 protein-like
Exons: 19
Coding region: 154-3498 (1114 amino acids)
Biological process (GO): macroautophagy
Cellular component (GO): phagophore assembly site
Molecular function (GO): ubiquitin binding; zinc ion binding
Source: RefSeq, a predicted model, not a curated record
UUCACAUUGUACAAGGUGCGUAAUAAGGACCACGAAAGUAAGAUGGCUGCUGGGUUUUCCUGAUCUACGAUUGGGGUUUCGAAAUCAUUAUAUGUGACCAUUCUUACACAAGUUGUCACUGAGUUUGAAACAAAAAACUAUCAGUAAGAGAAAAUGAGUGAGGCUAUAGUGAUAGUAGUGAAGCUGCUGGGACAAUCUGACGAUGUGCAGCCCGAGCCGUUUUAUAUUAGCCAAGGAAUUUCAUGGCGAGAUCUUCGAGCGAUGUUACUGGCUCUGUAUGACGACCAGCCCGAUGAGCUAGAUGUCCGCUACCAGGAUGAAGAUGGGGAUCUGUGCAUUUUGAGCAGCAAUGACGAGUUACAGGAAGCUUUCAGAUACUCAUCAACUACGGCCAACGUGCUGCAGCUGAACGUGAAGGCCAUGGACCAGGAUAAUGAUUAUGAUCCAGCAGAGGUCCAUAUGAUCCAUGUGAACCCCCACUCACUGUUCACGGAUGCAGAGAAGGAAGAACACAACCUGUUAUCCCCCGGCCCGGGGAGGGUUCUUCAGCAGGCCUGCGUCAAACCACAGCCCAGGGUUGAAGCACUGAGGGAUGCUGACAAGAUUGAGAUUCAGAUAACACAGCACACCGACUGUCAACCUGAAGUAGCUUCAGAGCUGGCCGAGACUGGCGAGGUGACACCUAACCAUGUGUUUGAUGAAGAGACUGGACUCAUCCACAACCAGAUCCUGCCAGAGCCCAUCAAGCCUGCUUACCAUGAACCUGUGGUACGGAAGAAGGCUUGUUACUAUGAAAUCCAGGGCAGUGACCUGGCCUCAAACGAGAUGGACAAGCUGGUCAAGCAUGUUGCAGACAAACUUGGUGGGAGUCAGGACCAGGAGUCUGGAGAACUCUCCUCUGCGAAGUCUGAGGAAGGAGAGGCCAUGCCAUACCAGGCAUUUGUACAUUUCAUGGAGAAGCUGAAGCAGGAGCUUCGGAAUGAGAUUGUGCAUGACGUCACCAAGAAGACAGUCAAGCAGGUGCUCCGUGGCCUGGACACAGCCUGGCCAUAUGGUGCCCGCGACCGCAAGGAGAGUCGCAGCUCACAUCCUUUGUAUUUACACGAGAAGAUUCUGUGUGACAAGUGUCAGAAAACCAUCAUUGGACCAAGAUAUAAGUGCGGCAACUGCCCUAACUUCGACCUGUGUGAGGAUUGUGAGAGCAAGCCGGGGAUCCACAACCAGGACCAUGUGUUCCUCAAGCUGCGACGCCCGUGUCUGGAUGCUGGACUGAAGGAGGGCCGCAAGGUGCCGCUGCUGAAACACCUGCUGUACGCAGACAACACGGAGAGACACACCGAGGAGCAUGACCGACUCCGAGCCUGGAAAGUGGCUGAGAAGUUGGCUCGACGCCAGGAGAAGAUGAAGAAGCGUGAGGAGAAGGUGCAGGAGAAGCAGAAGAGGAAGGAGGACAAGCUGAAGCGCAAGCUGGAGAAGCUAGAUGUACCCGCCAUGAAGGACCAUCCCCAGAAGAAGGAGAAGGUUGAGUCCAACGCACUCCCCCUGCCACAGUUCAAGUAUCCCUAUCAGGUUCUGGGAGCUGAGUUUGUGCGAGACAUCACGAUCCCUGACUACACGCGUGUCCAGCCCGGAACUCGUAUGCGGAAGACAUGGAGGAUGAAGAAUACCGGCAGCCACCAGUGGUCAGCUUCCACCCAGCUGCGACUGAUGUGGGGCACCAUCCCUGCCCCCAAGACUGAAGUGUUUGUCCCUGCCCUGCCCCCCAGCCAGGAGGGCAACAUCACUGUGGAGCUGAUCGCCCCAGAGGACCCAGGAAGAUACCAGAGUCACUGGAAGCUGUUUGACCGAGGGGUGAACUUCGGCCACAGAGUGUGGUGCUCCAUUGCUGUGGAGCCCAAAGAAGUCCUGGAGCCGACACGUCCGGACCAGCUGAAGAUGGUGGAGUCCACAGAGGGACAGACAGAAGCACAGACAACUGUAGCCUGCAAGGAAGAAGAGGAGGACCCAGAGGAGAAGUUUGAGGAGCCCCAGGUUGAUGAUCCAGCCGAAGAAAUUUUCCUUGAGGCUGUGGAAGAGAAACAGACAACCCCUUUCAUCAUGGCCUCCAAGCUUGUCCCUGCCACUGUUAUCCCAGAAGUCAAGGAAGAGGCAGUGGUUGAGGUCAAGGUCAAGGUCGAAGAGAAUGAGGUUAAAGUGGAAGAGAGUGAGGCCAAGGUCACAGAGAGUGUGGCUACACAGGUGGAAACUCAGGUGUUGGAGGCGGUGAGCAAAGCUGGCUUGUCCAAAUUUGGUGAAGCUACUGCAGUAGAGGGCGUGGUUGACCUACUUUCCUUUGAGUUCCUUGAUCUGUCGGAUAGGAAGACCUCCAAGGCCUCACAGACUGCGACCCCCAACAACACUCCUCUUGAUGUGAGUCCUCCUAAGUCUCCAGCUCCAGAGCCCUUUAUUCCUGCAACAGUGUCCAACAGCAGCAGCGUGGAGCUUGUGGGCAGCGAGGCUGAGAAUAACCUGCCCCACCUCACCGAGUACGUCCAGCAGAGGAUGGCCAGCCUGGAGCUGAAACCAGAUACAUUUGAUGAAGCUGACAUUGAGUCUCUGAGCAGCCUGUCUCUGUCUGACGAUGACUCUGAUGACUACUGCAUCGUCCCCUUGCCCGACUGCUUCAACACUGAGAUGCCUCUCACACGCUCGGCGGCUGGACCACUGGAUGACAACCAGAACGAGAUUGGGGUUCCAGAUGAGAAUCUGUCAGAGGAAAGGAGUGUUACUCCUCAGCCCUCGCUGGACGAAAUCCUCACCACGUCCAGUGUAGUCUCAACACCAGCUCUGGACCCUGAGCCAGCAGCCCAGAGACAGGAGGUCAUGGCCCCACCACAGGAAGUAGAAGGGGAACAACUCCAGCUGGAUGAGACUGAGACAAAGCAGAAGCAGUUUGAGGAGGAGGAGGAGGAGGAGGAGGCGGGAGAGGAAGGAGCAGCUUCCGCAGCUGUGCCGAUGCAGACAGCCAGGGUCGUGGAUGAGAAUCAGAACUCAGAAGAGGAUAGGGAGGGAACAUCUCCUGUUCAGUCUACUCCAUCAGAAUUUGUGAACCAGCUGUUCCACACAGCUAUCGUCGCGGCAACGAAGGCUGGCGCCAAAGCCUACAGCACCACCAAGGAUGUGUUCAACUCUAUGCAGGCCAAACAGUGGAAACAUAAUGAGAAUGGUUGGACACCUCCCAAGAACACCUGGACACCCGCUGAGAGUACUUGGACACCCCCAGAGGACAAUUAUGUCCCCCCUCAGAGCACUUGGACUGGUCCAAACCCCCAAGAGCCCAAGCCUGUGACCAGUAGUGACCCCAUGGUCCGUCUGAUGGAGAUGGGCUUCUGCAACCGUGAGCUGAACAAGGGUCUGCUGGAACGUUUCAAUGGAGAUCUGGAGCCUGUCAUUCAGGAGCUCCUGCAGCAGGCGGACAGUGAUUGGUCAGCUGCCCGACAUGGAUUAGCCAAUCAGUGACCUGCGUUACCAGACGGGAGAGAAAGACUGAGCGAAUGAUCAUGUCGAAAGGAGAGCGAUAGUUUCUAUUUGAACAGCGUCUGGUUUGUUGUGUGGAGUGUGAUGGAAUUUCGACUGGUUGGAACAGAAACAUGGAAUGAUGUACAUAGUUGGAGUGAAGAUGUAGAAUAGGAUAUUAGCAUAUGUUCACUUGUACAGCGAUCACACGAACAAGCAAAUUUUUUAUCAUACAUAUACACUGAUGUCAUUCACAUGCUUCUAGAAUUUGUUUUUGUGUAUCUCCAGUUCUCCCCAGUACUGACUGGAAAACCUUGUUCAUGGGAUUACACUGAGAGUUGAUCUUGUCUUUAUUUAGCUUUGAAAUUGAUAAUUUAGCUUUGAAAUUGAAUUUAAAUUAUGGGAUGUACUGUCAAUGUUCUAUCUCAGAUUCUUUGUUUAGAUAGGCUCUUUGAGAUAUGUUAUGAUUUCAUGUUAUUGAUAUGAUGAGUGAAAUAUUUAAUACAAUUAUUGCUUUUCCAAGUAGUUUCUUUGUUUUAUAUUAUAUGCAUUAAUGAUUGGUUGGACAAGAAAUUUGGGCUCAAUACACAAGGAUUACAUUUGAGUAAUGAUUAAAUUACCCUAGUCUGUAGAUCUGUAAGCUUUGACAUAUCAUUAUAAGUCUAAUGUGAUACAUUGUUUAUUUGCAAUGUUUGGUGUGUUCUGUGUCUGGUUGUAAACUUAAGGUCAAGGUGUAUUGUAACGUAUGUAAAACUGUGAUACAAUAGCUAAAAGAUGGGUACUUGGAUACAAGCAUUAAACUGAGAUACCGUAUCUAAUACUGUGUGUGUACUUCUAGUCCAGUUGACUCUGUUUCUACGCCUGUUUCUCAACUACCAAAAUUUCGUUCUACUCUUUUAGAGGAAAGUGUUCAGUUCAGUUUUCGAACGCAGGGCUUGAGAUCUCUCCGUAGCAUUAUUGAUAUGGUCACAUCAAAUUAAUAAUUCGUUCAUUGGAAUCACUAUUACAAUUUUCGAAAACUAUGUUUCAGAUUUUGAAUGAAAUGUAUAGAUUGUUUGCAGAAUUAUUUAAGAAUUGUUACUAAGAAUGAAACAACAGUAUGCCAAAGAAAAGCACACAUGCUUACCUGAGUUGGACAAAUAUUACAACUGGAAAGUGGAAAUGUCUUUUAACAUAUUCACUUAGUUCGUGGCAUUUAUCAUAUCACUUGCUCACUAAUGCAUCUUUAUUUAGAUAUAAACCUGAACCCAAAAUGCAGAUGCUUAAGGCAGUCAUCAUCAAUCCCAUUUGGGUCAAGCUACUGGUAGUGAAGACUCAUACCUAGUGAAGACUCGUGCCUAUUGAAGACUCGUGCCUAAUUAAACUAGUUAUCUCUGAACGGUUUUAUCAUGUUUAAGCUUGUAUCUGUAUGCUCCUGCAGUGGUGAUUAGCUUGUAUAUAUUCCUAACACUGAAGAGCACCCUGUAUAACCAACCAUCUGUGUGUGGAAGCUUUGAUGUUGUAUGCUUGAGAUCGAUGAGAGAAAGAGGAAAUCUUCAUGUUUGUCUGAAGUCUUUCAAUGACAAAUUUGUCUAAUAAAGUCAAAUAAAAUAUUUUGAAAAAAUAAAAUAAAAUUAUGACAGUUAUCAUAUUCAAGUAAAGAAAUAUGAAUGCAUCACUAAAAAGAAUAUUUCACACAGAUUUUGAAAAGUUGGUUGACAAUUUAUGAUUAUUCUAAAUAUUUAUGAAUGUAUUUUGUUUUAAUUAAUUUGUUAGCCAUGUUUUUCUUGAGGUAUAUUUGGACAUGUGGGGACUUUUCUGAACUUAUGUAAGAAAAAUGUGUUUGUUAAUCUGCAAUUUACUUAACUGUAAUCGCAGACCUCAGCAACAAAGUGCUAUUGUAGAUAACUUGAAGGUUUAUCAUUGUACUCAGUGGUAUAUGCAAAUGUUUCAUCUUAGGGGAUAGUCUUGUUUAUUUAUUAUGCAUGAGUUUCUUGUCAUUUUACAGUUAGAGUUUCCAUGUUGGGAAAAGCUAUGUCAGACAUUUUUGAAAAGGUGAUUUUUUAUCUUGCUUUUUGUUGAUCUAAUAAGUAUUCACAAACAUCUGCCAUCGUUUUGGUUUUGGCAAACUUUCGAGAAGCUGAAGAGGGCAUUAUUAUAAAUGUACCUUCGUUUUCAUUGAUUCAGAAGUUGUAACACAAACAUGCCAUCAUUUUCGUUUUUCUUAUGGCAUAUAUUGAAAUUAUUCAGCUCAGCAGCUUACAAUAUUGAGUACUGCAUUCAGUUUCAUUGGCUGUCUCCAUUGAUAAAAGCUUGCCAGCAUGUUUUCACCAAUCUAUACCUCAUUUGCAUAUAAGUUGUCUAUAUCUGUGUAGGAUAUAUUUUGUUUUGUCGACUUGCCUCCCUUGUAAACAUGUACAGGAAUAUUAACCCAUGUAUGCUUGUUUCUCCUGGUAAAUUGAAGCUUCUUUAUUUAGUUUAUAGAAACUCAGCAUUGUGAAGUUCAUCUACCUAUUAAAUUUAAACAGUUUUGUUUGACCUGGAGGUGUAUGGAGACAGGUAGCCAAUGUCUGUGUUUAACCCCUAUUCAUAAGGUGAUAAAAAUAGUUGUUUCCCAGACACUUGAAGUAUUUCAAAAAUGAUUCUUCACGAAAGCAUUAAUGUUUGUUUAUGGUUUGAAAUGAAUCACACCAUAUUUUGUCUUUUUCCAAAUGACAAAAUAUCUGGUCUGAGGGAGUCAGUGAUGAAACCCGUCCUCAGUUACUGAUUAUUGAUGAUAAUUUCCUGAGGACUACUUGAUUAUGCAAUUUCCAGGCAAACAGACUUGUUUUGAAUUUAUAAUUUUGGUAUUGGUGCCAAGGUGGUGUGACUAAAGACAUAUAGUUUGAACUUUCUUGUUGUUAUUAUUAUGUAUGCUAUUUUAUUCAAUAGUUUCCUAAAAAAGAUGUUUGUUUCAGGAUGAUUUGUAAAUUGUUCAUGUUACGAUGCUGGUAGACAAAGCCCAGAUCUGUCAGACGAAAAAUGAUUAGAUUUUGUAAUUCAUCUUUGUAUCUGAGUGGAGAAAUGAUUCAUCAACAACAGGUAACAUAGCUCUAGAAAUUUCGCUGUGAAUGUUGAUAUUAUGUUUCUGUGAAAUUUGACUUGUUUUUUGUGUCUUUGUUUGGAUUUGAAGACUUCCCUCACAGUAAUAAAAUGUCAUGUUCAA